CUCAAAACUCCCCCAGCCUCCGGAUGGAAUAGCAUCGACGAAGAAGCCUUACGCGCGAUUGGCAAAAACGACACUGUGGUUGACCUGCUACGCUAUCUGCCAUAUCUUGACGAACGUGGCGAUGAAUACCUUGUAGCAUACGAGACUAUACCAGUCGAUUAUACUGUCGAGUCGUCAACGAUAAGUGAGGAAGUGCAUCCUCUGCCCAGUCAUUGUGUCUAUAUCAUCAAAGGCUUGGGUCGCGAAGGAUAUAGUCUUAUUGUUGACACCGAGAAAGGUAUGAGCCAAUCCAUAUCGCUAGAAGAAUUAGCUGAUGGAAAGUGNAAAGGCACCACAACAGCAUUCAGCAUGAUGCAUUACGAGGUGGAUCGAGACCACUCUAAGCGUCUGCCUGAAGACCAGAAAUGGAGAACCCAUCGCACACUCCCGACCGUCGAAUUUUUCGCCGCCUGGACACUGCGAUGUGAGAAAUUGGUGUGGUUCAUAUCUCCGCGCUCGUGGUCGACAUGGGGUCACUUACACUACAGAACACACAACCGGCAGCAAGAACAGGAACUAUGUGAUCAAGGCUUGACACCAUACCAACGAGAAGAACAGCUCUGCAAUCAAGAGUUGACAGAAUGGGUUCCUGAUCUCACCGAAGCAGAGAGAAUCGAAGACGACAUCAACAGACAGAGCAAAAUAUUGGAUUUGAAUUAUGCUGCGGAUAUCUAUAAUACAUAUCUUCGAUAUGGUUGGAGUAGUGCAGCUUCUGACAAGAGGGGUUGUAAGAUUGCGAUGUUGGAGCUUGAGCAGAUUCAUGAGAAGGAAAAUAAGCGCUUGAUGAAUCUCUGCAAUCCAGACGCUGAGAUGUUCGAUCGAUCCACUCGGACUAUUGCUUGA
Molecule: messenger RNA, 882 nt
Organism: Aureobasidium vineae
Lineage: Eukaryota; Fungi; Ascomycota; Dothideomycetes; Dothideales; Saccotheciaceae
Source: the annotation of a GenBank genome assembly